UCUCUGCUUCUUCAAUUGUAAUCUCUGUUCAGCGUUCACCACCCUUUCCUUUUUUCUAUAUUGCAGUGCAGAUUACAGGAUGGCAGACCAAUCUAUAAAGAACCCAGAAUCAAUUUAUGACUUCACUGUUAAGGAUGCCAGUGGCCAUGAUGUAGAUCUUAGCACAUACAAAGGAAAAGUCCUACUCAUAGUCAAUGUUGCUUCAAAAUGUGGAAUGACCAACUCAAAUUACACAGAACUGAAUCAAUUACAUGAGAAGUACAAAAAUCAAGGCCUAGAGAUUCUGGCAUUUCCAUGCAAUCAAUUUGGGGAGGAGGAACCAGGCAGUAAUGAUCAGAUUAUGGAGUUUGUCUGCACUCGCUUUAAAUCAGAAUUUCCUAUCUUUGAUAAGAUUGAUGUAAAUGGUGAGUAUGCUUUUCCACUGUACACGUUCUUAAAGAAGGGUAAAUGGGGUAUUUUUGGGGAUGAUAUUCAGUGGAACUUUGCCAAGUUCCUGGUGGAUAAAAAUGGUCAAGUUGUUGAUCGUUACUACCCGACAACUUCUCCUCUUAGUCUUGAGCAUGACAUUAAGAAGCUGUUGGGCAUUUCAUAAAUACUGAGAUGAAGACCAUCAGGAUUGUAGCAAAAUUUAAUAACCUGAUGGUUUCUUGCCUUUUGUACAUGUUUGUGUGUGUUCAAGAUUGGUGAGAAGUAAUGUCGCAUGAUUCAGACUCACGUUUGUAUUUAUUCUAAAAUCAAGUUAAAUACUCUUCUAGUAUUUUAGUUUGGAUUGUGCACUGUGACCAAUGUUUUCUUAUGUUAUGAAGA
Messenger RNA from Pistacia vera, 807 nucleotides. Its product is annotated as probable glutathione peroxidase 8. Gene Ontology annotation, biological process: response to oxidative stress. The coding region runs from base 80 to 592 and encodes 170 amino acids. Lineage: Eukaryota; Viridiplantae; Streptophyta; Magnoliopsida; Sapindales; Anacardiaceae. The transcript has 6 exons. Gene Ontology annotation, molecular function: glutathione peroxidase activity. The record is from RefSeq and is a predicted model, not a curated record.